This is a messenger RNA of Jatropha curcas, 1539 nucleotides long. RefSeq names its product 2-C-methyl-D-erythritol 4-phosphate cytidylyltransferase. Lineage: Eukaryota; Viridiplantae; Streptophyta; Magnoliopsida; Malpighiales; Euphorbiaceae. The record is from RefSeq and is a predicted model, not a curated record.
AUAAAUAAAAGAUGGAAGGAAAUUACUGGUCUGAGAAGGGGUUUUUCUUUUUCCCGUUUUGGAUCUUUAAAGUUAAUGACUCCAUAAUCAGAUCCGCUCUGUGUCUGUGAUAUACAAAAUACUCUUUCUUGAUUAAAUUGCUUUCUCCCUUCUUCUAGAUUUCUCUGCCUCUCCGGGCAAAAAGACGAUGGCGAUGAUGGUGAAGGCUAUUACGAUAUCAUUUUUGUUAGUUACAGUUCAGUUUCAAUUGCUGUUUGCUUUCCCAACCACAGUGCCUGCUUUUCUCUGGUCUUCCCAUCGCGAUCAUCGGUUCUCAAACAACAGAAUGGAUGUUGUCAAUUAUCAGACCAUUUCUUCAAGGGAUCUUGCCAGGUCCAUUCUGUCUGAAGGGGGCUGGUCAAAUUUACUGUGUUCAGAAAAGAAACUUCAGCAGCCUGUUGAUCUGGCACUUGUUUUUGUUGGUAGAGAGUUGCUGUCCUCAGAUAUUUCCACAAGCAAAAAUGUAGACCCUGCUCUAGUGAACUUGCUCAAGGCCUCUUUUACGAAGUCCAAUUUCUCCUUGGCAUUCCCAUAUGUUGCUGCAUCAGAGGGGGAGACAGUGGAGAAAUCAUUGGUUUCAGGUUUUGCAGAAACUUGUGGGCAGGAUUCAGGAAUAAAAAAUAUUGCCUUUUCAGAGUCAUGCUUUGUAGAAGGCGACAACUUUCAGAAGCUUGCAGACGUGCAUGCAGUUCAUGAUUUUCUGGUUUCAAAGAUGGAAAAGAGACCAAGUGAGCAAGCAGAUCUGGUUGUAUUCUGCAAUGCAGGCUCCUAUUCUGCAAAAGGACUUGAGCAACCACAAACUGAAAGUGAAAUUUUGUCUGAGCUUAUCAGUUCUGUGGAGACAUUGGGGGCAAAGUAUGAAGUACUCUAUAUUUCAGACCCAUUUCGAUCAGUCCAGUACCCUACUCAUCGAGAACUGGAAAGGUUUCUUGCUGAAAGUACUGCUGGAAAUGUAUCACUCAAUUCCACACAUUGUGAUGAAGUUUGCAAGAUCAAAUCAUCGCUUUUGGAGGGAGUUCUAGUUGGGAUCGUUUUGCUUAUCAUUUUAAUAUCAGGCCUUUGCUGUAUGAUGGGCAUUGAUACUCCAACAAAAUUUGAGACACCCCAGGAUUCUUAAUUGGUUUUCUGUGAGAUAGUACCCUUGUGUUAUGCACCGACGCCUCUGUUCCUGGCACUAGUAUAGCAGAUUAGUUGCUCUCAUAAUCUAUUCUUAUUGAACAGAAAUGUUGCCUUGUGAUUUUAGUCCACUUGGUAAGGGCAUUCUAUGAUAUUGGUAAUAAUGGAGUACACUUUUGUUUUUGUUGAAAUUAUGUAACCUUGUGCAUUUUUGUUUAUCCUUGUCCAAUGUAAUCGUCAUAUUAUUCUUCAUUUUAGUAGGUUUUAUGGGAAAAAUAUCACCUAAAUUGGCCCUGUAAUGAAAAUUUAUGAUCAGAUUCAAAGUUUUAGCUGUUGUGCUUGCACAGAUGUUCAAGUUGAAAAAUCUAGUCUCUAUACGAACAA